Melanotaenia boesemani (Boeseman's rainbowfish) is the source of this 4187-nucleotide messenger RNA. RefSeq names its product protein kinase C epsilon type-like. Gene Ontology annotation, molecular function: diacylglycerol-dependent serine/threonine kinase activity; ATP binding. NCBI's taxonomy places the organism in Eukaryota, Metazoa, Chordata, Actinopteri, Atheriniformes, Melanotaeniidae. The coding region runs from base 751 to 3051 and encodes 766 amino acids. The record is from RefSeq and is a predicted model, not a curated record. The transcript has 15 exons. Gene Ontology annotation, biological process: protein phosphorylation.
UUUUUUUCAUUAAUUUAUUUUUCCAUUUCCUGCGCACUGAGACGGAGAGCAGUGUCGGGUGGAGAGGCAGCCGGGGGUAUGUCCAACAUUAGCAGUGGAUAAAACCAGGCCCAGCUGCAAGGAGUCCAUAUUUACCUAUCCACCCACCAGCCCAAAUCCGCCCCCUCUUCCCCGCCCCUGCUGCGGUCGCUACCAGCCGCUGUCUGGUCGCGGCGGUCCGACUCGAACAUCCCCGAUGAGUCGCGGCGGCUGUCAGCAGGCAUCUGGAGCCUCCCACCCUGCGCACGGUGUAAAGCAACACAGGCUGCCGCUUCCCGGGAGCCCCGCUGCAGCUGAGGGACUUUUUAAAAGGCUCUAAGGUAAAAAAAAAAAAAAAAAAAAAAAAACAUGACACAGCGGCUCACAUCUAGGGGCCUUUGCUCGCCGUUGUUGGUAGUUAUUCACGUUUCUUCUGCGCACUUCUGAGGAGGGCUUCCCGGUCUAACCGCCGCUGCAAUUAAGCUUCUAACGCGGGGCUUUAUGCUGUAUUUGACAAGUGAAGAGAUCUGGGACAAAAACAAAAAGCAGUUCAGUUCUGAGAAACUGAAAGAGCCCAUCAGGACUGCGCCGUCUCCCUCACACUGAACUGGAAGGGCUGAGUAUCUGUCUGGAGGACCACCGGUUGAACAGAGCCGUUAUACGAACGCUGAGAGGAGUCGCUUUACUGCUGGUUCGUUUGGGGAAAGGGGUUUUGUGGACCCUCUCAGCACCAUGGUGGUCUUCAACGGGCAGCUUAAGAUCAAGAUCUGCGAGGCUCUGGACCUCAAACCGACGGCUUGGUCCCUGCGUCACGCUGUCGGUCCCAAGACCCAAAGCUUCCUUCUGGACACAUACAUCGCCCUGAACGUGGACAACUCGCGCGUGGGCCAGACAUCCACUAAGCAGAAGACCAACAGCCCCGCGUGGAAUGACGAGUUCACCACAGAGGUCCACGACGGCCGCAAGAUAGAGCUGUCCGUCUUCCACGACGCCCCCAUCGGCUACGAUGACUUCGUGGCCAACUGCAUCAUCCAGUUUGAGGACAUCCUGCAAAACGACAGCAAACACUUCGAGGACUGGAUUGACCUGGAGCCAGAGGGGAAAGUCUAUGUUGUUAUUGACCUGUCAGGAUCUUCCAGUGAAGCAGCGGAAGGCUCAACUGAGAAUGAGGAGCGAGUUUUUCGCCAACGAAUGCAACCACGGAAGCGGCAGGGCGCCGUCCGCCGAAGGGUCCAUCAGGUCAACGGACACAAGUUUAUGGCCACCUACCUGAGACAGCCCACGUACUGCUCCCACUGCAGGGACUUCAUCUGGGGCGUUUUAGGGAAGCAGGGCUACCAGUGUCAAGUGUGCACCUGUGUGGUUCAUAAGCGCUGCCAUGAGCUCAUCAUCACUAAAUGUGCAGGAAUGAAGAAGCAGGAUGACACGGUCGGGGAGCCUCUUGGGUCUCAGAGGUUCAGUGUCAACGUCCCUCACAAGUUCAGCAUCCACAACUUUAAAGUUCUCACCUUCUGUGACCACUGUGGGUCUCUGCUGUGGGGUCUGCUGCGACAGGGACUCCAGUGUAAAGUCUGUAAAGUUAAUGUGCACAGGCGCUGUGAGAGCAACGUCGCUCCAAACUGCGGCGUGGACGCCAGAGGGAUCGCUAAAGUCCUGUCAGACCUCGGAGUCACACCAGACAAGAUUUCCAACAGCGCGCAGAGACGGAAAAAGCUUCCUCAGCCCCAGGAUCCUCCUCAGCCAUUAUCAGAGACGCCUCAGAUGGAGGACGAUCGCUCCAAGUCUGCCCCCACCUCCCCGUGCGACCAAGAUGUGAAAGAGUUGGAGAACAUCCGGAAGGCUCUUUCAUUUGACCACCGCGGUGAGGAGCACAAAUCGCACCGUCUCUCCUCCCCCUCCUCCGUCGCCAUGGUAACAGGUGACACCAGUGAAAAAGGAAGAGAGGAAAACAGUGUUGGGGUUGAAGGAGAGGGAAGCCGGGAGAAUGGCGAAGUCAAAGGUCACAUCACUCCAGAGACGAAGAGGAUGAACCUCCAUGACUUUGUGUUCAUCAAAGUUCUGGGAAAAGGAAGCUUUGGAAAAGUGAUGCUGGCCGAGCUGAAAGGCAGCGACGAGGUUUAUGCUGUUAAAGUGCUGAAGAAAGACGUGAUCCUGCAGGACGAUGAUGUGGACUGCACCUUGACCGAGAAACGGAUCCUGGCUCUGGCCAGGAAACACCCCUACCUGACACAGCUCUUCUGCUGCUUCCAGACAAAAGACCGCUUGUUUUUCGUGAUGGAGUACGUUAACGGAGGCGACCUGAUGUUUCAGAUCCAGAGAUCGAGGAAGUUCGACGAGGCACGGUCUCGUUUCUACGCCGCCGAGGUCACGUCUGCUCUGAUGUUCCUGCACCGGCAUGGAGUCGUUUACAGAGACUUGAAGCUGGACAACAUUCUGCUGGAUGCAGACGGCCACUGCAAGCUGGCCGACUUUGGGAUGUGCAAGGAAGGAAUCCUCAACGGAGUCACCACGACCACCUUCUGUGGGACGCCUGAUUACAUUGCACCAGAGAUCCUUCAGGAGCUGGAUUAUGGUCCGUCAGUGGACUGGUGGGCUCUGGGGGUACUGAUGUACGAGAUGAUGGCGGGACAGCCACCAUUCGAAGCCGACAACGAAGACGACCUGUUCGAGUCCAUCCUCCAUGAUGACGUCCUUUAUCCAGUCUGGCUCAGCAAGGAGGCCGUGUCCAUCCUUCGAGCGUUCAUGACGAAGAGUCCUAACAAGCGUCUGGGUUGCGUGGUGGCUCAGGGUUUGGAGGAGGCAAUUAAGCUCCAUCCCUUCUUCAGAGAGAUCGACUGGACGAUGCUGGAGCAGAGGAAGCUCAAGCCGCCGUUCAGACCUCGCAUUAAAACCAAAAGGGAUGUGAAUAACUUUGACCAGGACUUUACGCGUGAAGAACCUGUCCUGACGCCGGUGGACAACAGCAUCAUCAAGCAAAUCAACCAAGAUGAGUUCAAAGGAUUCUCCUACUUUGGAGAUGAGACAGCAGCCUAGAUGCACACUGACAAACACACACAGGUUAAACACACCACACCCAACAACCUUCAACAACACAAACACAAACACAAACACAGCCUCCUCAACCGCUGCAGGAGGUAGACCAGAUCGUUUGCAUUUCUCAUCCUGGAUUCUGUUCUUGUGGUUAGUUCAGACGCAGACCAUUUCACCAUUUUGCUUCGACAGCAUGUGCGUGCAGGUCAGUCUCAGUAAGAAUUUACAGCUGCUCCAGAUGUUCUGAUGCUGAACAGAACCCGAUGAGAUGUGGACACAUCUGCGGCUGCUGGUGUGUGUGUGAGAGAAAAUUAAUGUGUGCAUGCAUGCGUUGUUGCUUACCUCGACAAAGAGACUUUCAUUCCGUAAUACGAUGUGCUGUAUCCUGUCAUUUCUGUUCCAAGAAUGUUUUCUCUUCCCUAAACGUGUAUGUGAAUAAAAAAUGAAACAAUUAUUGUAUUUAAAGUUAAAACGGGCUUGAAAAGUACUUCAUUCACUUUGAAACAAGACAAGGAGAGGCAAGAAUAUAAGGAUUUAAAUCAUGAUGACAUGAGAAGUUUGGUCUCAGCUUUUGUCAAAUUAGCAACUUAAAAAUUUAUCUUAGAACCACAGCAGCAGCACAUCUGCAUUUUGAGCUUUACUUCAGUAUUUAUUUAACUUUUGUAGAGAGAAGGCUGUGCUCUGCCUGUUAUCUCCUGACACUGAUGAUCCAGCUCUUCAGUUAAAACCAAAUGGUACCAUUAGCUGUCAGCUAACAGACCUACUGUAGCUUAACACUGGAAGGGUCCAUUGUUUUGGGAAGGUAUACUUAGUGUUAACAAGCAGGUUUAAAUAGAAUAUGAUACUUGACACUUGUCCAGUGACGUCCAAGAAAAUCUGAAAUCUGAAUAGUAACUGUUAGCUGCCAGGGGCCCGUACUCUGAAGCAGGAUCUGACGAAGAGGGAAAAAUUGAAGAUUGAAUUCUGGGUUUUUCUCACUGAGAUGUAUCACCAUGGCAACUCAUGAUGGAAGAUAAGAGAUGUGACAUGAAAGCACCAUCUCCUGACCAUUUCACUAAAUGAAGGGUGUCUUUGAGAAAUAGAUCUUAGUAGAGAAAAAUUCUUCUAUUUUUUUCUUUUACAGAAACAAAUUAUGUUAA